Molecule: messenger RNA, 6574 nt
Organism: Gadus macrocephalus (Pacific cod)
Lineage: Eukaryota; Metazoa; Chordata; Actinopteri; Gadiformes; Gadidae
Gene: slc25a22a
Product: solute carrier family 25 member 22a
Exons: 11
Coding region: 444-1382 (312 amino acids)
Biological process (GO): L-glutamate transmembrane transport; aspartate transmembrane transport; malate-aspartate shuttle
Molecular function (GO): L-glutamate transmembrane transporter activity; L-aspartate transmembrane transporter activity
Source: RefSeq, a predicted model, not a curated record
GUCUGCACUCCUCUCCCGUACCACUAGAGGGCCUCUCCCCCGUUCAGACCCAUCCCCGGUCUCCACAUCCAGCCCUCCCUCCUGCGCUCCUCCUCCUCCCACUCGCUACCUCCAUUCAACCUUAAUGCUACCAACACCGGUACUUUAGCCAUCGUCGACCUGUCAGCCAAAGCUAUCCCUUGUGAAUCGUGAUAUUUAAAGCCCAAGUUUUCAGUCACAGAUAGAGGAUCAGUCUCCAUAAGACCUAAACCAGUCCCGGCAGACAAGGCAGGUGCUGUUCAAGGCGUCGAGAAUACCAACGGAAAACCUCUGUUUUCAUUUUCCAAACACCCACAGGACGACAGGUUCACGGUGUCAGUCACACGGACACACAGAAGGACGGCCGGACCAGCAUCUGAGGAGACUGCACUCUGAAGGCUUGACCAGCGGAAGGGACCAGAUAAAUGGCGGACAAGCAGAUCAGUUUGCCUGCCAAAUUAAUCAAUGGGGGUAUCGCUGGCCUGAUUGGAGUGACAUGUGUGUUCCCCAUUGACCUGGCAAAGACCCGCCUCCAGAACCAGCAGAAUGGAUGCCGCCUUUACACCAGCAUGUCUGAUUGCCUUAUCAAGACUAUUCGCUCCGAGGGAUAUUUUGGCAUGUACAGAGGAGCGGCGGUGAACCUGACCCUCGUCACGCCAGAGAAAGCCAUCAAGUUGGCUGCAAAUGAUUUCUUCAGACAACACCUGAGCGUGGACGGGAAACUCACCCUGGUGAAGGAGAUGCUGGCUGGCUGCGGGGCCGGUACAUGCCAGGUUGUUAUCACCACUCCUAUGGAGAUGUUGAAAAUCCAGCUCCAAGAUGCUGGACGCAUUGCGGCUCAGAGGAAGCUGAUGCCGGAGACGGUGGUGGCGGGCACGGUGGAGGCCAAAUCGCCCACUGCCAUGCAGCUAACGCGCAUGCUGCUGAGGGAGAAGGGCAUCGCCGGCCUGUACAAAGGCCUGGGCGCCACCAUACUCAGGGACGUUCCUUUCUCCAUUAUCUACUUCCCGCUGUUCGCCAACCUGAACCACCUGGGCAAGAGGGGCGUAGAGGGCCCCGCCCCCUUCUAUGUGUCCUUCUUCUCCGGGUGUCUGGCCGGCAGCACCGCCGCCGUCGCUGUCAACCCUGUGGACGUGAUCAAGACCCGGCUGCAGUCCCUAAACCGGGGCAGCACCGAGGACACGUACAGCGGCGUCGUCGACUGCAUCAGGAAAAUCCUGCGCAACGAGGGCCCCGGAGCUUUCCUGAAGGGAGCCUACUGCCGCGCGCUGGUCAUUGCGCCGCUCUUCGGCAUCGCCCAGGUGGUGUACUUCCUGGGCGUGGCCGAGUACUUCCUGGCCCUGCUGCCCAAAAAGGACAAAUAGGAAGGAACCUUCCUCAUGCUCCUCCUACUGCUCCUCUCUGCCUCUCCAUCCUCCCACCAUGCAUUGCACCGACUCACCAAUCAAGACUCAUCUCAUUAAGCGACGACAAAAGAAGGUUGCGUUGAUUUUCUGUUUUGUGCGUGUGUUCCGUUGAGUGUGGAGACUUCAAACGUUUGGGGAAUCCUCUGUGAGCCAGGCUGACUAGCGUGUCCCAUGGGAGGCCAGGAGACGGGCAGAGCCAGCUCUCUGUAAUGAGGCACACAUAUCCUUUCUAUGUUCUUUCCAUAAGUCUUUCCUGACAUUGAGUGGAGCUGUGAGAUGUGAAUGUUGAGACAGAUUUGAUGUAUUGCCCCGGGUUGCCCAAAUCAUCGAAAACCUUCCCACCACGUUUGCUUCCACCCAGCACGGUCCUCUCAGACGAUCAGGGGGUGUUGGCUUGGUAACAUUGAGAGAUGAUUAUCACAAUCCACUGUACAUAUCUCCCCUGGAACGAUCUCUAGCUGCAAGGACCCCAGACCCCCUUAUGAUUGAUCAGAUAUACAAUCCAAUGAAUUAGAGUAAAGUGUAUUUUUCGGGUUCAAAGAAAGAGCCCUAGGACGUUUGGAUAUUUUUCAAACGUUCCCCAGAUAUGUACCGCUGACAUCUCACUCACCUGGCUGCAACUGGUUGUAAGGAACUCUGCCAUUCAGUCUAUUGGAGGCUGACCUGUAUUGCCUUUACCUAGAUUAUUUAUCAUAUAUAUAUAUAUAUAUAUAUAUAUAUAUAUAUAACACUAUAUGACGUUGAGUGACAGUGGCUCCACGAUGAUUAGGACAGCUCUAGUCCGAGGUCUGCAUUCAGCCCUUACUACAGUCUGUCUCGUUGGACCUAUCAUGCAGGACCUACCUAGUUAUACACGAUAUGCAGUUCAAAUAGACGACGUAGCGUUUAAUCAAGUUAUUUUGCACAUUAAUAUGUACACACACUAAAAGCCUGUAAAUGCCAGUACCCCUGAUUAAAUUAGUUGUUUAGUGUAAUUACACCGGGGAGGAGCACUGUAACCCAUCCUGAAACCAACCCUUAGCCAUAUUAUCUUAGAGAUCCUGGAUCGCAGCGGGACUAUUGUUUACAGAUCAGUUCGAGCUCGCUCUUCUUAUCGUUAUUAUUUUGUUAUUUUGUUUAAAAGAAAUGAUCCAUCACGUGCAUACAGCGACGGUACCCAAAGAGCAUUAUACUAACACAGAAUUUUACAUGACAAUAGGUGGGCUUUUAGCAGGGGGGACCGCCUUCCAUUCAGACAUAACGCCACUCCGAUAUUGAUGUCUAAUUGUCGUAGUGGCGGCACUUCCAUUGUUUUCAAUAGUAUCCGUCUGCGUCCUGCAAGACGGAGGCGUGACUUGUAGUAGGAGGCGUGACUUGUAGUAGGAGGCGCAACUUGUAGUAGCAGGCGUGUCUUGAACUUUUCUAAAUCAUGGAAGUAGGAGGCGUGUCUAGUAGCCUACUUUUCUAAAUCGCGGAAGUGAUCUGUAUGUAGCAGUGGACCUCAAAUAUUAGGCCUUAUAUAAAAAUAAUCUUAACAUGAUCUUAACUUCAGACUUCGACUUCAAGGAAGAGCUCCCGUAAUAUGUGAACCGUGAUUUACAAUACUUAAAUUACCGCGAAAAGAGGAAGAUCUCGCGUGGACCGCAAUUUAGAAAAGUACAAGACACGCCUCCUCCUGCUACAAGUUACGCCUACUACAAGUUACGCCUCUGUCUUGCAGGACGCAGACAGACCGUACUCAUUGUUUUCAAACGUCCCACCACUCCGACAAUUUCUGUUUUCAUGGUCGGAGCGACGGUAGGCCUACUCUACUUUUUUUCAAACGUCCCGCCAUUCCGACAUGAGGUCAUUAAUAUAAAGUGCAUUACUAUUAUCAUUGUAGCUUACUUUAAUUAAUUAAUAUGAUCAUUUCUUAGUUGCAUGCGAUGUAGUGUCCUACACUGACAUUCGUCAUUUUGAGUUGCGAGUCCCGGGACGCUAAAAUGUCCUGGUUUCCAGCAUCCACUAAAUGUCCCCUUUUGUCCGCGAUUAUAUAUCCAACGUGGUCUUAUUAUAGCCCGCUCAUUAACUAAAAAACACAUAGAAAGAUUGAAGCAUCGAGCAUGUGAUUUCAACAAUCUGAGAGGGCAUACGCAACAGGGAUAAUCGCACAGUGGAAUGCUGCACGAUUUAAUCUGCACAGUGGAAAGCGCUCUUCCAUUUGGCGGACAAGUGCUGGCCGGAGAUGUUCGCUCAUUUUAGAAGCAGGGAGAUGGCAAGACAAAAAUACAUGAUUAAUUUGCCGUGUGCUGCCUGGCACUAAUGCGGCCCGCGAGGGUAUAUUUACCGGGAAUUUUAGUGGAAACCUAUAGGUAAAAAUAAAAGGUUGAGGGAUAUUUUAUAACAUGUUUAACGGAUUUCCCUUCUAUGGGCAAAAACUGUUGGUUAAUUAUUAUUGAUCCCCUUCGAGAAUUUGUGUGGAAAGGGGUGGGUCUGGGGCGGGCUAUAUUCUCACCUUUCUCCUUUGUAAAGGGCAUUGUAUUGCCUUUGGGCCGAUAUGAAGUUAACUGUGCCCAUUCCUUGAUUCGUUCUGAAUCAAACAAUUAAUUUCGUUCCAAUGAUCUUCCAAUCAACUCCAAUAGUGGUCCUGCAUUGAGUUUAAAUCCAACUCUAACGAAUACGAAACUCUAGCACUCGUAACACACUUGGGAAAUGCAGUCGUCAAUUGAUGGAAUGGGUUAUUUCAUACAUCAUCCCAAACAAAAUUUGGAAUUAACCAAAUAAUUUACAGAUAAAUAAUACUGAAAUGGCUACUUUUUGGUUUAACACAUUUUAACGAAAUAUUUAUGAUCCCCCAAUGUUGACCUGAAGUCGGCGCCACUGAUUGAUAGAUCAGUCGGAAUGGCAGUACUAAAAGGUGUCAGAAUGGGGGCAUGUCGAAAUGGCGGCAUAUCUGAAUGGCGGCAUGUCGGACUGCCAGCAUGUCGGACUGGCAGCAUGUGACCUUUAACAGGAUGCCUAAUGAAUGCAUGCUCUUCUUUAAAGAGUGUGUGUUUUCUCCAUGCUCCUGGGCAAUGCUUGGACAGCCUUUGUCGUGCGUGUGCGUUACACCCUGCCAUAGAGCUGUAUCUCGUCUGAGAUCAAGGUGACUUUGAUGUGCAUUAUCCACUCACUUUCUCCUCACUCUCCCGCUCUCAGCAGCUAUUGACGUGUGCUGUUGCACCCUUGUAAACACAAUGCACCUUGUAUUAUGAUUUGUGGAUCAUCUUUAUCGGCAGUGUAGCGCAACUGUGUGUUCUGAGGUGUCCCGUGUCCUGAUGUUGUACAUAUGCAGAGGAUAAUUACCUUUAUCUUUUAGUGUUGUUUUUGUACAUUCGGCUUAUUUGCACACCUACCUCUUCACUGCCCCCCUUUUUGCAUCAUUGUUGUGGUGAUUUAUGUUGUAAGGAAAUGGUUCAUAUGAAGGAAGUAUAUUAAUUGCAGCAACGGAUUCGAUUUUUUUUUUUACCAUGUGCAAAGAUGAUGAUGCUUUAUGAUGAUGACCGCCUGUUCGAGGGCUGAUGGUGGCGUCUCUGGUCUCCGAGAAUGCUGGUCACAAGUGUUGUAUAAUGAUGUCAUAUUUAUAUUUAUUUGUAAAGCUUUCAGCUUUCCUGUGAAUGCCGUAUAAUUAACUACAGGGAGAUAUUAACAAAAUGCUGGAAAUUGGACAUCGAUAUUCCUUGAUAUUGGUGCCUAUGUUGUUUGUUAGCCGCCGAGCGGCUCGCAGAGCGACGCUAAUGAUCGUAGCCGCGGUGAUUGAUUUGUGUGUGAACGAGACUGUCUGAUUCUUCACUUGAAGCCGUGGGUUUGAUCAGUCAGAGUCCAUGCGAGGGAAAGCCAGCUAGAAACCGCCACCAUCACUGGACACCUGCAGCCAUAGCGACGAGCCACAGACCAAGUACAAAGAGCUGCCCAACCGUACCAUCUCGCUUCAUUUCUUUCUGUACUGGUGAUGAUGUAAUCCCCCCCCCCCCCCUACAUUCCAAAGGCUAUGUAAUCUCAUUCCUAUUUUGUGUCAGUGGAAUUGUGAGAAAAUUUUUGAAUGUUAUUGGUUUGAUUGUUCCCAAUUUACUGAGAUGAUUUCAUAUUUGGUUUUUGUCAUCUGUUGUGCUGAUGAUUUGGUUUUAAUGCAACCGUGAAGUUUAAUUGACCUUGUGCACUUGUAUGUGUGCGUAUGAUUGUGUGUGAGACUGUGCGUGUGUGUAUGCGUAACAGUGUAGUGCUGUAGGUGAUAUAUGUCGUUGUGUAAGUGUGACACUGCAAUGUUUUAUUUAUCUUAUCGUUGGUCCCACUCUUCUCUUCUCUUCAACACUCUUCAAUACCCUUCAUCAGACUGUCCCUCAUCUAGACUUAGGAAGAGCCUGUUCCUCAAGGGUCCAUGAACACCAAAUAUAUACCAGUGUAUACAAUCAAGAAAGCACAAAUGGAUAAUUAGGCACAAGAGACAACUUAUCCAAAUCGAACAAGCUUGAUAAAGUUCUUCGAUGUUAAUACCCCCCAUAAAUCUAGUAGGCUACUUUCACAACUUAACAAUAGAUGGAUUUAAAACUGGAACCCGGCUUUGAAAUUUUAUUUCACUACAUGUUAAGUGAUGUAUAGUCUUCAAGUCAAGGGCUUAUUCCAGGUUCCUGGGAAGCUCAACUGAAAACAAGAGGUCACUUCUCAGGCCUGCUCCGGAUCUUUAAUGGUAAGAACGGCUUGCAGUCCUGUCGUUCGUAUAGGCCUAUAUCACUUACAACACGUAUAAGAAUGUAACGUAAAGAAUCUGAGAUAUAUUAUAAAUAGAGUGAAGAUUUUAUUAGAUAUUAGUCAAAAUAUUCAUAGCAGCAAGAGACACUGAAAAAAAUAACAAACCAGCUUAUCGAUAUGCAAUAAGUAGACACGUCACGUAGAUGCACACACAAAUAAUACAACAAUAAAUGACUAAUUUAGGACAAUGCAAUGCUCUCUCUGGAGAGCACAGUGCAUUAUUUCACUUUGGAUAUAGGUUCUCCACACCUUGCCUGCAUCUCCCUCGCUGACAAAGAGAGGAAGACGAGAUGCAUGGUGAGUGACGUAAUUGUCGUUGUUUACAAUACGAUGAAAAAAAAUGUAUGUAAUGACAUCUUGUAUUCCCUGCCACAAUUUGCUGUUGAAUAAAAUGUUGAAUUAAA